Acromyrmex echinatior (Panamanian leafcutter ant) is the source of this 1601-nucleotide messenger RNA. RefSeq names its product leucine rich repeat containing protein 20 sclp (gene Sclp). The record is from RefSeq and is a predicted model, not a curated record. NCBI's taxonomy places the organism in Eukaryota, Metazoa, Arthropoda, Insecta, Hymenoptera, Formicidae. Gene Ontology annotation, molecular function: protein binding. Gene Ontology annotation, cellular component: cytoplasm.
CAGUGUUGACGGAGUCACCUGAAACGGACUUCGGUCGCCGUGAUCUUCAGGAACGUCAAAUGGACUAAGACCUGUAAAGUUCAUGCAAAUCGCAUAGGAAGUCAGCUGGAUCUACAUUCCGUUGAAGUUGCCUCGCGAGAACGAAAAUCCCUCCAGAAUGCUUGAGGUGGAUUUUAUGUCUUAGACUUUAUAAAAUCGUGCGAGAUCCUGAAAGAUGAGUGUCCCGGUGAAGAAAUUGAAAAUUUGCGUCUUUUUCCAAUCCGGAUAAUCUUCUGAGAAACGUUCUAGUCUCAUUCGAAUUAAAUCUGAAUUUUAAAUUGGAUCACAAAGAAGAACAUCCUUCGCAAACAUUAGGAUUCAAUCUGCGCGGAUUUUCAUCCUGACAAAAUUUUCUCAGUGAAAGAAAUUAUCUCAAUUGAGUUGAAAUAUAUACUAUAUAAAUUCUCCAUUCAGCUAAGUUCUUUCUAUCUUUGGAUCUGCCGGAUAUUUAGUUUUUUGCCAGUGAUUCGCAGCGACUAGCUAUCAACAGGUGUAAAAUUUACACAAAGACUAACCGUUUAAUUGAAGCUUAUAAAAUGUUCUUUUAACGAUUACAAUAGAAAUCCAGUAAAAGAAAUUAUUUCUCGGCGAGUGUACGAAGAUCGGUACUGAUUUUUGAUACGACAAAUUCGAAAGAGAAAUUCAUAUUUGCGCGCUUGUCGCCGUCAAUUAUAAUCGUACGAAGUGUGAAGAAACAUGAGGCCGCCGUAUAACGAAGGAGAGGUGCAGCAGAUCUCGCAGGAGCAAGGCGAGAGAAAUGUUGCAAUGGCAGUCUGCGUUCAACUGGCUGGUCGGGCGAUCAUCCGGGUGGUUUCACGAUGUGAGGAAGCCCAGGAUAACUGCAACUUAGACUUGUCAGAGUGCCAGCUCAUGCAAAUCCCAGACGCAGUCUACCAUCUGAUGCGACACACAGAGCUGAAAAGAUGCGAUCUCUCCGGCAACGUGAUCACAAAAAUUCCAGCCAAGUUUGCCGUGAAAUUUUCAUUAAUCACUGAACUGAAUUUAAGCCACAAUCAGAUGAGCAAACUGCCUGAGGAGUUAGCCGAACUGCAAGCUCUGGAGAGACUCGAUAUCUCGCACAACACUUUCAUCGCUCUACCAUCUGUGGCUUGGCGGAUACCGCAUUUGAAACGACUUCUCGCUAACAACAACUUUAUCAUCGAUGUUGACGUCGAGAGGCUUAGGCACGCACCUGUUCUAGAAUUCAUCGACCUGCAAGCGAAUCCCCUUCCGCCGAGAUUGCACGAUCUUCUACGCACUCUGACCAGGAUUACAAUCGAACUUACUCCUCGACAAAUCGAGGAUUGGGAGGACUUGAACGUUUAAGUCAUUUCCCAAGCGAGAGCAGUCUAUUUCGCGACGGAAGACGACGGAGAGACGGUUCCGACCUUCGUAUUCUCUCGACGAAAAUUGCUCAAGACUUUGCGCGAACUAGAAGUAGAAUCAAUAUUUUGUACAGUGAUAAUGCGAGCUGUGUGAUAACAAGUGUCGCGGAUUGUAAGUCAAUGGUCCGCUUGUAUCUUUUGUAAAUGUCACUAGUGAUUUAUAUCUGUACUUGAUUA